AUGAAAAUCAUCAAGGUCGGUGGACUUAGAUCCCAAUUUAUUGACCAUCGUUCUUUGUCGUCGCAGAGUGACAAGCGUUUGGCGUUUCCUUGGCUCGGGUGGAGCAUAUUCAAGCUCUUUUUCAGUUUUGGAGUGUUUAUAUUUUACAUUGACAUCUGGGAUGGGUUUGCCGACGUUUUCAUUGUUUACAUCAUUGAAUGGUUGCUGUUGAUCUACUUCAUCAUAGUGGUGUAUUCGUAUAUCGAAGCCCUUCGUCAAGAUCCUUCGGGAACGAGUGCAGGAUUUUCUCCUCCUCUGACAAGCGGUAACCAAACCCAGAGGGCUGGAAUGGAAUGCCCUCCAUACUUAGAACUCCAGAGCGACUCUGUGUAAACUCAGCAGAACAUUGUAAAAGUGAAAUGGCUGAUACGUUUUGCAUCAUGGUAAAACGAUUAACUUUUGUUAGGAGCCCUAGAAUUAACUGCUUUUUGGUAAAAUUGUUAACUUUUGUAUGCUUCAUAGAAUAAAGCCUUAGAAAAACACA
Pocillopora damicornis (cauliflower coral) is the source of this 523-nucleotide messenger RNA. RefSeq lists its product as uncharacterized. The record is from RefSeq and is a predicted model, not a curated record. NCBI's taxonomy places the organism in Eukaryota, Metazoa, Cnidaria, Anthozoa, Scleractinia, Pocilloporidae.